AUGUCUACCGCCGAGCUCGCCUGCGCGUACAGCGCCCUCAUCCUCGCCGACGACGGUGUUGAGAUCACCGCCGACAAGAUCCAGUCCCUCAUCACCGCCGCCAACGUCGCCGACAUCGAGCCCAUCUGGACUUCCCUCUUCGCUAAGGCUCUCGAGGGCAAGGAUGUCAAGGAGAUCUUGACCAACGUCGGCUCCGGUGGCGGCGCUGCUCCAGCUGCUGCUGCCGCUGCCGGUGGUGCUGCCGCUGGCGGUGACGCCGCUGCUGAGGCACCAAAGGAGGAGGCCAAGGAAGAGGAGAAGGAGGAGUCCGACGAGGACAUGGGCUUCGGUCUCUUCGACUAA
This is a messenger RNA of Zasmidium cellare ATCC 36951, 342 nucleotides long. RefSeq lists its product as uncharacterized. Gene Ontology annotation, molecular function: ribonucleoprotein complex binding; protein kinase activator activity; structural constituent of ribosome. Gene Ontology annotation, biological process: cytoplasmic translation; translational elongation. Bases 1 to 342 code for a protein of 113 amino acids. The record is from RefSeq and is a predicted model, not a curated record. Lineage: Eukaryota; Fungi; Ascomycota; Dothideomycetes; Mycosphaerellales; Mycosphaerellaceae. Gene Ontology annotation, cellular component: ribosome; cytosolic large ribosomal subunit. The transcript has 3 exons.